GGCACAUAACCUCUUGAUGCUCGCGCACGCGGCGUUGCGCUUGCAGGAGGUGUGAGAGCCCCCAUGCCAGGCUGCAGACGCUCAGUGUGCGUGCACACACUCCUCCGCUUUCGCUCGACAGACUGGAUGAACGAUGCGUCUGUUAACUGUCUCAACUUUGCUCCUGUCCUUCAGCCCAGAUGUUGGUUAAGCAGGAAACCCGGCGCCAAUCCUGCCUUUCUUAAAUGGCUGGCCCUUCAGAUCCAGUGUUACCAGUGUGAGGAGAUGACACACGACUGCUCCACACCAGAGUUCAUAGUCAACUGUACAGUGAAUGUGCAGGACACGUGCCAGAAGGAGGUUCUAGUGAAGGACGACGGAAUGCACUACCGUAAGUCCUGCGCCUCAUCAGGAGCCUGUCUUAUCGCUUCCUCUGGCUACCAGCAGUUCUGUACGGGCAAGCUCAACUCCGUGUGCAUCACCUGCUGCAACACACCACUGUGUAACGGACCCCGGCAGAAGAAACGGCCUCAAUCAUCAUCUGCCAUCACCAUAAACGCACUACAGCUCCCUGCAUGUUCCGUCUUUGUUCUCCUGCUGCUGGUCUCAAUCCUGUGCUGACACACCUUUGUACAGAGUCAAAAUGCGUGUUGAAAAACUGACAGCAGAGACAUUUUGAACUGGAACUCUACACGGACAGACUUGCUUUGAAAUAUAUAAAUGUGGGGGAGCUUUAAGCUGUCUGUGCUGUUGAGUUUGUGAAUUUUCUUCUGAGCUGGAACAUUUACACAGUUACAUAAAAAAAUAGUAGAAACUAGGUGACAUCAAAACCAUGACUGUGGGUUGUUUCAGGACAAUCGGGGUAGAGAAAAAGCUUUUACCAGGAAAAAUUGGCUGGACACAUCAACACCAUUAGUCCUUUUUAUUUACAUUAUCACAGUUUUAAAGUCCUUUUUAAAUGAGUUCAGUUAAAGGCAUCAAAUGCGUUCAUAGAAAAACAGCAUUCUGCCACUCAUUCUGUUAUAAACUCCUCUUUACUUUUUUAGAUUUGCACACAAAAUCAUGAGAGCACAUGUUCAUAUGUAAGACUAUGCCACAAAGGCUAUCAUGUUUUUAAAGGGUGCUGAACAGUUCGAUAUGAAACCAACCGGCAAGAAUUACAAGAUUCAGUACGGAACAAGAUGUAUAUGUUUCUCUGUCAGAUCUAAAGUAGCUCUCACAAAAACAAAAACAGUGAAAUGUGCCUGCAUCAAUACUGAGCAAAACUGGCUCAACAUAGGAGUCCAAACACCUGAGAACAGAUAGAUGAAGGACAAUCAAUCUGCAAGCAGCAAAGCAGCAUGUUUGUCACAAUGAGCUUGCUUGUUUAAGUUUUUAUCAUUUCUCAUUACCACAGAUGUUUGUGCUCCCUUGCGUUGAUUUGUUCAAAGACCUCAGAACGAUCUGACUGUUAGACAGAAUUGCCCAAUAAAAGGAAACAAAACAUAAUCAACAUGGGAUGACAAAUUGCAUCAAUUUUCCCAAUUACUGAAAUGAAAUAUAUAAGGUAAAUAUAUAGAAACUAUGUUCAUAUGCUGAUUAUAAAGUUUUUGAUAUAUAAAGUGUUUAACUCAUUUUCUGUUUCUUUCAAAGAUUCCCUUUGAAACAAAAGUGCAAAUUUUAAAAGCACCACAGAUAUCCAGGUGAAUAGUUGUGGGCUGACUGUGAUUAAGGCACAUAUUAGCACUGACUCAUCUGAGGUUCAGUUGUCUAUCUGGCACAUUUGGGGACCUUUUCCCGAAUAACUCAGCAAGCCCACCAUCCUCUGUGGGAUCCAUCCGCUUUGACAGCUGGCUAGAGGAUGACGAGCCAGUUUUCAAAGUGCCUUUGCAAUGUUCAAGGACUGAUGUUUUCUUUAAAUGAAAAGGAGAAGUUUGUGACAUUAAGUAUAAGUGCGGUAAUUAGGAAAGGAUGAUCAAAAAGAAAAACACCAAAUAUGGCAAUUCUUUAUAAGAAUGUAAUAGGGGUUAAACAGUUCACACCAGCAAAAUUAUUUGACUUGCAAAAGUAAAAGUCUGUUUAUGAAUCUGAAUACUGAAAUAUGUGUGUUUAUAGAAGCUCUUUCUUGUUUUACAAUAAAUACUUUUAUUUAAAGUUUUUCAUAUUUAUAGGUGAUUUAAACAUUUAAUGUAUUUGUGUGUGUUUUUUUAUGUUUAGACAUACCUUAAUGGUCACAUUUUCCUAAGUCUGUUGUUUUGCAGCCGUUUCUGCUAUACAGCUGCUGUUUUUAUAGUCAUUCUAAACAGGGAGUGCAUUUGUGUAAAUAGCAUUAGCAUUUCUGAAUGGGCCUUAGUGGCAAAAAGAAUGUUCAUAUAAUAUAGUGGAACCCAUUAGUUCAACUGUUUACCAUUAUUUAAAAGAAAGGGAUUUUAUUUUUGAUUAAAUUGAAUAGAGUUUGUUAUAACAAUUUUUGACCCAGUUACCAUGUGACCUUCUUUAAUCAAGCUUACAUUGUGUCUAAGAUGUGAGGAACGUUCCUAGUGAUGUUUUCUGUCCUUAUAAAGUAUUUUUCUGUAGUGUCCCUGUUUAUGAUGAUGCUAAAAAGACACAGUGGAGCGUUAGAGUUUUUAGCCAUGUUUGUUUUAUUGCAUUAAACUGUACAACACAUCAUA
Oryzias latipes (Japanese medaka) is the source of this 2630-nucleotide messenger RNA. Its product is annotated as ly6/PLAUR domain-containing protein 1. The record is from RefSeq and is a predicted model, not a curated record. Gene Ontology annotation, biological process: acetylcholine receptor signaling pathway. NCBI's taxonomy places the organism in Eukaryota, Metazoa, Chordata, Actinopteri, Beloniformes, Adrianichthyidae. Gene Ontology annotation, molecular function: acetylcholine receptor inhibitor activity.